CGCCGCUCGGCUCCGGCUCCAGCCCCGGCUCCCGCGAGCUGCGCGCGGGCCCGCGCGAUGGCAGCGGCCGAGCGGGGCUGAACCCGCCGCCCGCGCCCGCAGCCGGCCCGCCGGCCCCGCGCCAUGGCGAAGCAGUACGACGUGCUGUUCCGGCUGCUGCUGAUCGGGGACUCCGGCGUGGGCAAGACCUGCCUGCUGUGCCGCUUCACCGACAACGAGUUCCACUCGUCGCACAUCUCCACCAUCGGUGUUGACUUUAAGAUGAAGACCAUAGAGGUGGAUGGCAUCAAAGUGCGAAUACAGAUUUGGGACACAGCGGGCCAGGAGCGCUAUCAGACCAUCACAAAGCAGUACUAUCGUCGGGCCCAGGGAAUAUUUUUAGUCUAUGACAUCAGCAGCGAGCGCUCUUACCAGCACAUCAUGAAGUGGGUCAGUGAUGUGGAUGAGUAUGCACCUGAAGGUGUCCAGAAGAUCCUGAUUGGGAACAAGGCCGACGAAGAGCAGAAACGGCAGGUGGGGAGAGAACAGGGUCAGCAGCUGGCGAAGGAGUACGGCAUGGACUUCUAUGAAACAAGUGCCUGUACCAACCAAAACAUCAAAGAGUCUUUCACGCGGCUGACGGAGCUGGUGCUGCAGGCCCAUCGCAAGGAGCUGGAGGGUGUCCGGACACGGGCCAGCAACGAGAUGGCCUUGGCAGAGCUGGAGGAGGAGGAGGGCAAACCUGAGGCCCCAGCGAAUUCUUCAAAAACCUGCUGGUGCUGAGGGUCCUGCGAGGAGCAAACACACCGGCCCCAUCCCGCCAGGAGCCUGUGGCAGAGAGGGGGCGGGGCUCUGCCUGGUCCUCCCUUCACUGUCAUGCUGCUACUCCCCACCUUGCCCCAGAGCAGCUCUGCCCCACACCCUUCCCACCCAGAGCCUGUCCUACAGCCUGCUCUGCCCCCCAAGUGUGCUGCGAGCCGAGGCCCGAGCUGCACCGACAGUUUGCGUGCCAGCUUGGCGCUUCUCAGUGAGUCUUCUCUCCCCUCCACCGCUGGUUUGUGUCCAAGCCCCUGGCCCACUCCCUGUGUCCUGCUGGGUGGCCGCCUGUGCAGCGCCUUCCUUCCUUCCUUCCUUCCUUCCUUCCAGCCCCAUCCGAGCCAGCUGACCGGGGCUCUUGGGGCUCUCCCAGACUCUGCCCUGCUUGGGGGCAGGGCGGGAUCCAAGGUGACAGGGUGCUUCUCCCCGUCCCGCCCUCCCCACCAUCCCCAACGAUCUAGGAAAGAGGAUCCUGGAGGGAGGAAGGAACUUCCAUGUCGGGGCUCCUUGGACCUGGGGCUGUGGUCCUGUUCCCUGCCACACCCCAGCUUUGGCCCCGUUUGGCUGCCUGCCCACCUGCUUCUCGGGGGACCUGUGCUCGGAGAGGAAUAAUAAAUGACGAGGGGUGGCUGGGGUCAAGUCACCUCCAUUCUCUACCUCCCACUCAGUGAACACACACCAUUUCUCCCCUCCUGGGCUGCCUGCUGUGUUACAACACAGCCCGAGGCCGGAAGGCCUGGCAGGGACCCAGGGGUGCCCCUGGGGGAUGAGACUGGUGAGCUCAGAACACAGCACAGGAAGGCAGGAGUCUUUGGACACGGAGGCCCAGUACCUGUCAGGUGAGAGGCGCGAGGCUGCAGCCAGGGCUGGCUAGCUUAAGGGCAGAUGUGGCAGCUGGCUUCCAGGCCCCCGUCUUUCAUGUCUAAGGUAAGAGGCUGCCCUCUGUGUCUUCCGAAGUGCGGCCUCCAGCUCUCAGGGCUGUCCUGAGGACAGGGAGUGGGGAGAAGAGCAAGGACAGUUGCAAGGCCAGCGUGGUGCAGCCCCACCUCCAAGCCCAUCUUUUUCCAAAAGCGCCAAGAGCGCCUCCAGCCUCUCAGCUCCAGCAGGGGCCUGACCACGGCUUGUGCCCCCUCCACAGCUCUGUGCUCCGGAGCAAGCAACAAGGGGUUCCCCCGGAGAGAGGCUCAAAGGAGGCCCUCUCAGGCAGGAGCACCUCCGUGCCCCCAGGAGCAUCCCUCUUGGGUGGCAUGUGAGCUACAGAGCCCGGCCGGGGCUGGAGUUGAGACAACCCCCCAGGCCCCAGCGGUCAGCAUACAGGAUCCAGGGACCCAAGUCCACAUAGGAUAAGGCUCCAGAGCCCCAGGGGCUGGGGGUGAAAUCACUGAGCCAGGGAGGGAAGCGCAGGAUGGAGGGAGCAUGUGAGGAGGGGGAGCCCCAGAGUAGAGGGUCGGGGCUAGUUUAGACACGUGCUGGUCUUGGGUGUUGGGACUCUUGUGUGACACCCCCAUCCCCGGGAAAGGGCUGUUAUGGGGUAGGGCACCCACCUGUGGAUCAGCCCUGCAGUCUUCCCUGGGCCUGGCGGGCAAGGUGUGUGCCUGCAACCCUGAGGUUCCGGAAGGAAGAGCACCAGUGUCGGGGCCUGGUGGACCCCACGGACGGGGGCCACAGCUGAGGGAUGGUGGGAUCACCACAGGGCACAGAGGCAGGGUGCAGCUGUGCCUAUAGGGUCCCAGGCUCUGCCUGUUGCUGCUGACUUCUCCAGUCGAAAGGUGGCCUGGGCCAUGACUCAGGCCUCCUGCCUGUCCUCUCCGUACUGCACCUGCUGCCCAGAUGGACACUGACCCCAACCUGGGCUGCCACCUGCCUUCAGCCCCCUCCCAGAGAAGGGUAGACUGUGGCUCGGCUCCAGCCCCUGCCCUGUGAGCAGGCUCCUCUGUUAUAACCAGAUGUUUACAGAAUAAAGACAAUUUCCAACCA
This is a messenger RNA of Sorex araneus (European shrew), 2772 nucleotides long. RefSeq names its product RAB15, member RAS oncogene family (gene RAB15). Bases 124 to 762 code for a protein of 212 amino acids. Gene Ontology annotation, biological process: Rab protein signal transduction. The transcript is spliced from 7 exons. Gene Ontology annotation, molecular function: GTPase activity; GTP binding. The record is from RefSeq and is a predicted model, not a curated record. Lineage: Eukaryota; Metazoa; Chordata; Mammalia; Eulipotyphla; Soricidae.